Zerene cesonia (dogface butterfly) is the source of this 898-nucleotide messenger RNA. RefSeq names its product pupal cuticle protein 36-like. The transcript is spliced from 4 exons. Bases 49 to 876 code for a protein of 275 amino acids. Gene Ontology annotation, molecular function: structural constituent of chitin-based larval cuticle. The record is from RefSeq and is a predicted model, not a curated record. Gene Ontology annotation, cellular component: chitin-based extracellular matrix. NCBI's taxonomy places the organism in Eukaryota, Metazoa, Arthropoda, Insecta, Lepidoptera, Pieridae.
AUUCAGCCUAAAGACGUUUAACAGGUAGCAACUAGCAAGAUCUGCAUCAUGAAACUGUUCAUCGUAUUAGCUAUGGUAGCUUUGUCUAGUGGUGACAAGCUAGACAAUACCUACCUACCUCCCUCCCACGCCCAAAGCUCUGGCGGUGGCAACUUCCUUGAUACACCAAAUUUUGGAUUAAGAUCUUCUGAUUCGGAAAAUUUCGGCCCAUCCAAUACCAACGGUCAAUACAAUGCUUAUGACAAUAGCCAAGCUGAUGUAAAUGGAGAUGUAAACAAUUACAAUACAUUUGGACGUCAAGAAAGAACUCAAGCGGCUUUUGAAAGAAAUGCUGCGAUUCUUCGUCAGGAUAACGUAAAUAAUGGAGACUCAUAUUCUUACGCAUUCGAAACUGAAAACGGAAUAACUGCUGAGGAAAAUGGUGUAGCCACGAACGGUGUGGAGGCUCAGGGAGGAUUUUCUUAUAUUGGUGAUGAUGGCGUUCAAUACAGCAUUAGGUACACCGCUGAUCAAAAUGGUUUCCGACCUGAAGGAGACCAUCUGCCUACACCACCACCAAUCCCAGCUGAAAUCUUAAAGGCUCUGGAACAAAAUGCGAGGGAUGAAGCCGCCGGGAUCUAUGAUGAUGGAUCAUACAGUGAAGGUAAAUACGAUAAUGACUUCCAACCCGAAGGCAACUACGGAAACUACAACGAUGGUUUAAAUGUUAAUACCAUCAAUAACAUUCCCAAAAACGAUGACGAUACCGUCGUUACCGACUCAGCUGCGUUCACAAACCCACAGAACGGUGUUCCAGAACAGGACUUCCAGAAUCCCUUGGUGACUGGAGCUAAGACUUACCUGCCUCCCAGGGCUGGUCGUAGAUACAGAUAUUGAAUAGACUGCAAAUGAUACGGAU